Synchiropus splendidus (mandarinfish) is the source of this 3029-nucleotide messenger RNA. RefSeq lists its product as uncharacterized. The coding region runs from base 382 to 2187 and encodes 601 amino acids. The transcript is spliced from 2 exons. Lineage: Eukaryota; Metazoa; Chordata; Actinopteri; Syngnathiformes; Callionymidae. The record is from RefSeq and is a predicted model, not a curated record.
GCUUGGAUUAUAAUCACCAAACUAAUUGGUUUUAAAUGUUAACGACAAAUCCCCGUAAAUACAGCGCAAUUUAAAAACCAACGAAAGUAAACAAGCGAACAAUUCCGCAAGCGGUUCCAGUGGGGGGGGGGUGGAGAGUGACGUCACUACCGUCCCCAUCUUGCGAGACUCCGACAGGGACUCGGCUUCGGCCUACUGCAGCGAACACCCCGCUGACGACGGAACAGCGGCGAGAUGUGGAUUUAAAUAAGCGAGAGCCUAAUUCAAGGUGCUGAUGCAAGAUGGAGACCUCAGGAGAGACUAACCCAAGCAACGCUGCAAAUAGAGACCAUUUCUCUGCCGUCAAACAUGGACUCUUUACAGCGUGCUGAGAAAUAAUUCAUGGACCAAACAGUCAAGAUGGAGAAGGAGAAGUUAUUGAACCAAGGAGAUGCCAGUACCUUCAUUUGCUCUGAAUGUGGUGAUGGAUUCACUCAGUACCAAAAUGUCUUGGUGCAUAUGGCUAUUCAUGGACCUUUGGAGUCAUUUUGCUUCGAUGGAUCAUCUAAUGGGUUUGAGAUUCCUCGAGAAUAUGUGCUGCUGGAAAACGGGACAUUUAAAAUGGUCAAUGGCAUUGAAAAGUCAUAUCCUGCGAAGCCAUCAUCUCCUGGAGUACUUCCCUCAAUGUCUUCUGCCAUGGUCAGGCCAGGCUCUCCGACAUUACGGCCCCUGACUCCAGUCCAAAUAGAAUCACACAAACCAAAGCCUGCAGUCACCAACCUGGAUACCAGUCGCCAGGGCCAGUACCCUUGUGAUACAUGUCAUCAGUCAUUUACCAGUUUGCAAAAUUUACAUUCUCACCAGCUGUGCAGAAACACAGAGCAGGGCUUUAGAUGCACUUUGUGCUGUAAACUCUUUGCUGAGAAAUGGGAACUAAGGAAUCACCUUGAAUGCCACAAACGUGAACGAUUUCACUGCUGUAAUCAUUGUGGAAAGAGAUUCCUCAAAGUAGAGCUGUUGAAUGCACACGAAAAGGAAAAUCACAUUUUUUGUACAGACUUGAGGAGAUUUAUCAAUAGAGGGAAGAAAUGUGAAAACACGUACCAGUGCAGAAAGUGUAAGUUUAAGUUUUUUUGGAUUUCAGAUUUUCACAUCCAUUCGCAACACCACUGCAAAGGUAGAGAACCUGAGACGACUUUCACAUCUGAAAUCGAAAUUGAACUUGACAUCGAUGCGAAAAGCACAGACGGCAUGCCUUUCGAAAGCAUCCACAGCAACGGGGUGUUUCUGGAUGGGAUCAAAGAAGAUAGCAACGUUUUGAUGGAAAAUGGCGACAGUACAAAUAAGGAACACCCCAAGAAUCCGUACAGAUGUGGUUUAUGUGGAGAUCGCUUUCAAAGAUUACCAGAUUUAAAAGAGCAUCACUUGACUCAUCAAACACCAGAAGAAAUGGAUAAGUUGAAUGAAGAGUUAAGUAAAGUAAAGAAAAAUAUCUCGCUGAAGGCAAGACGUAGAAGAGCGAGCAAUCCAAAUGGUAGGCUGCAUCCUUGCAAGCAAUGUCAUCGCGUCUUUCAUCACUCGAGUAGUUUAUCCCGUCACAUGAGGUAUCAUAAGGGAACGAUGCAUACCUGUGUGUUUUGUGGUAGACACUUCCCUCAGCGCUGUGAUCUGAAACGGCAUCUGGCGAUGUAUCACAAAGGCGAUUUUGAGAAGAAAACGGCAAUGAAACGUUUCGGGGACACUCCAGAAAAUGGAUGUGACCAGAGUGCUGUUAACGGAGAGAAUAUAAAGGUCCCCUCAAAUGAGAACAGUAUGUGCCCCACAGAAACGCAACAUAUUCCCCCAGAGGAAGGUGAAAGUGUGAACCAGUCAGAAAGGAGCGUAAGAAAAACAUACAAUUGCCUCGAUUGUGGGAAAAGAUUUCGGCUGUUAUGUGUCUACCACAGGCACCUGCGCUACCACAAGAACCACCCGCACAAGUGUCCUCGUUGUCCAGCUCGGUUUACACAUGUCUCGUCUCUUGAGCUUCACAUUACGAAUCACCCAGUCACCAGAGAAGGGAGUGAGACGGCACUGGGAAGUGGCAGCCCAUUUGCUGACACUGACUUAGAGAAGGCUGUUGAGACAGAAAUGGAGGAUGGUAGUACUGACAGCUCUUUAACUGAUAAAGAAAAUUCUUCUAUGGUGCUCCACGAAUUCACUGGUUGACAGUAAGACUUUUUUCCUCAUGGGUUACUCUCACACUGUUCCAUGUUAAAACCAAGUGAGUAUUUUUUAUGAAUGAAAACACCUGGGGUAUCUUUUUAGUUGUAUACAUUUUGUCUAUCGCAUGUAGAAGAAGAAAAUGAUUGUGGUGUGUCAAUUCAACUCUGGGGACCCUCAACAGUGCAAUGUAAAGCUCUACAUGCAUCAGAAACUGAAAGUUUUACCUCUAUUUUUGUCCAGCAGGAUUUGUCUGCUGUUCAAGUUCAAUGUUUUGUUUUGUUUUUUUUAUAAAUAGUCAUUUUAUUGCUGGUUUUUAUUUGUUCUGAUUUGGGGUCGAAAAAAUGCCUUUUGUCUGUGGCUUUUUAAAAAAUGCUAUUAAAAUAUUUCAUUGAGAAACCUUUUUAAAUUGUUUUACCCCUUGAGUACUUUCCUAAUAUUGAAAAUCACACGAAUGGCGAGAGUCACUUCCUACAAAAGUUGCAGAUGACACCUUGGCCAGUGUACUGUGAUCCCCUCUUUGGACCACUCGUGAUGCGUUUUAGCUUGUGUCUACUCAUGUGUGUUGAUUUGCUGUGGUCUACCUUCCUUAAAUGGGUUUGCGGUCGAAGGUGAGGACCUACGUGUUCCAAAGGUGAAAUUGAGUCGUGGGUAUUCUGAAUGAUGUUCCAUCCGUUACACGUGUACGGUAAGGUCUGCGGUAGUGCUAUGAACUGAGAUUGAUAACGGGUGGUGAAGCAGUCUGAACUGACCCCGCACUCCCAGUAAAGUACAAUUUCCACCUGAAGACCAUCAAAUUGCCAAUGGCAUCAAUUGAGGCUAUUCUAUUGUUUGACAACAACCCUAUG